AUGUCAUCGCAGACCUCUAAUGCAGAUGAUGUCCCACCUUAUUUUAAAACCGAACCCAUUCGAUCACAGAUCCACUUGGAGGGCAACCGCCUGGUCCUGACAUGUAUGGCAGAAGGGAGCUGGCCUUUGGAAUUCAAAUGGUUAUACAACAAUACAGAGCUGACUCACUUCUCUCUUGAGUACAGGUAUCUGAUUCCAUCAUUGGAUCGAUCCCACGCUGGUUUCUACCGUUGCAUAGUGAGGAAUCGGCUUGGAGCACUGAUGCAGAGGAGGACAGAAGUCCAGGUGGCAUAUAUGGCAAACUUCGAGAGUGGUGAAAAGUUUCUCAGUGUCUCCCAGGGAAAUGCUGCAGUUAUCAGGGCACCAAGAAUUUCUACGUUCCCCCGUCCCCAAGUCACAUGGUUCAGAGAUGGCCGGAAAAUCUCACCCAGUGGUCGCAUAGCUAUUACGAUGGAAAACACACUUGUCAUCUUGUCAACAGUGGCUCCUGACACUGGAAGAUACUAUGUCCAGGCAGUAAAUGACAAAAAUGGAGAAAACAAAACCAGCCAGCCCAUUACCUUGACUGUGGAAAAUACAGGUGCUCCGGCAGAUCCCAUAGCUCCAGUUAUAAUUAUCCCGCCAAAAAAUACAAGUGUAAUCUUCGGGUUCCCUGAGGUUACAAUGGAAUGUGUGGCCAAUGCCAGGCCACUAAUUAAGCUAAGUAUCAUCUGGAAGAAGGACGGGGUUCCAUUCAGAAGUGGGUUCAGUGAUUUCCACCGGAAACUGACCAUCCUAAAUCCGAAAAUACGUGAUGCUGGGUACUAUGAAUGCGAAGCUGUUCUCCGAAGUAGCAGUGUUCCAUCAGUUAGCGCAGGGGCCUUCUUGUCAGUACUGGAGCCGCCACAGCUAAUCCUGGAACCAGAGCGUCACAUGACAGCUGAGAUAGAGAAAGUAGUGGAUAUUCCGUGUCAGGCUCAAGGUGUCCCAUUGCCAGUGAUAUACUGGUAUAAAGAUGCAACACUGAUCACAAGGUUAAAUGUGCCCAGAUAUAAGGUGCUAUCCAAUGGCAGCCUACAGAUCAGUGGACUGAUGCCUGAUGACACGGGCAUGUUCCAAUGCUUCGCUAGAAAUGAUGCUGGUGAGGUGCAAACUUUCACCUAUCUUGCUGUUACCAGCAUUUCUCCUAAUAUUACUAAGGGACCAUCAGACAGCACAGUGAUUGAUGGGCUAUCAGUCAUUCUUUCUUGUGAAACAUCAGGGGCACCACGGCCAGCAAUCACCUGGCAAAGAGGAGAGAAAGUACUUGCCAGUGGGUCUGUCCAAUUACCUCGCUUCACACUACUGGAAUCUGGCAGCCUUCUUAUCAGCCCUUCCCACAUCUCAGAUGCUGGGAGUUACACAUGUCUGGCUAUCAAUUCUCGAGGAGUUGAUGAGGCUUCUGGAGAUCUCGUUGUGUGGGCUCGCACUCGUAUCACAAAUCCCCCCCAGGAACAAAGUGUAAUCAAAGGAACGAUGGCAGUCCUAACCUGUGGUGUGACCCAUGACCCCAAUGUUGUAAUCAGACACGUGUGGCAGAAAGAUGGGGCUAUAAUUGAUGUGAAUGCCAUCCCACGUAUGAGAGUUGAUGAAGCAGGAACAUUGUAUAUCUCUCAGACCUGGUCAGGAGAUAUUGGAUUGUACACCUGCAAAGUGCUAUCAGUAGGAGGAAAUGACUCUCGCAGUGCUCAGGUCAGAGUCAGGCAGCUCCCACAUGCUCCAGAGAAUUUGGCUGCCCAGCUGAGUACCAGUGAAAAGAGAGCCAUUUCCCUGACUUGGUCAAAAGCAUUUGAUGGCAAUAGCCCCUUGCUUCACUACAUUUUGGAAGUGUCUGAAAACAAUUCCCCUUGGACUGUUCACCUGAUGAAUGUUAACCCGGAAUCGGUGGGCCUGAUGGUCAGGGGACUUAUUCCAGCCAGGUCUUAUCAGUUCCGUAUCUGUGCUGUGAAUGAUGUUGGAAAGGGCCAAUAUAGCAGAGAGACUGAGAGGUUGUCACUACCUGAAGAACCACCAAGUGCAUCCCCACAAAAUGUCAUUGCAAGUGGCCGAACCAAUCAAUCGAUCAUGAUUCAAUGGCAGCCACCCCCAGAAAACCAUCAGAAUGGAGCCUUGAAGGGUUACAUUAUCAGAUAUUGUUUGGCAGGUUUACCAGUGGAGCACCAGUAUAAAAAUAUCAGCAGUCCUGAUGUUAAUAAUUUUUUACUGGAAGACCUCAUCAUUUGGACCAAUUAUGAGAUCGCUGUUGCAUCAUAUAAUGGGGCUGGACUGGGAAUUUACAGCCCGACAGUUACUGAAUGGACCCUGCAAGGAGUUCCUACAGUGCCCCCAGGAAAUGUGCAUACUGAAGCCAUUAAUUCCACGACCAUUCGAUUCACAUGGACACCACCCAGUCCUCAGUUUAUUAAUGGAAUUAACCAAGGUUACAAGCUGUUGGCUUGGGAGCCUGGUAAGAGUGAAGAUUUCACAAUGGUAACAGUCCAGCCAAAUUUCCAGGAUAUGGUCCAUGUUGGGUACAUCCGAGGCUUGAAGAAGUUUACAGAAUAUUACACUUCAGUGCUGUGUUUCACUACACCAGGUGAUGGCCCCAGGAGUCCAGCUCAUCUUCUACGUACACAUGAAGAUUACCCUGGUCCGAUUGGACAUCUGAGUUUCACAGAGAUCCUGGAUACCUCUCUGAAAGUCAGCUGGAGAGAGCCACAUGAAAAAAAUGGGAUCCUCACAGGUUACCGCAUUUCAUGGGAAGAAUAUAAUCGCACUAACACACGUGUGACCCACUACUUACCUAAUGUGACAUUAGAGUACCGUGUUACUGGACUGACUGCUCUCACCACAUAUACCAUUGAAGUAGCAGCCAUGACAUCUAAGGGACAGGGUCAGACCUCCUCAUCCACCAUUUCUUCGGGAGUUCCUCCAGAAUUACCUGGGUCUCCCACAAACAUAGCCAUCUCAAAUAUUGGUCCUCGCACAGUAACUCUUCAGUUUAGACCUGGCUAUGACGGUAAAACCUCCAUUUCCCGAUGGCUCGUGGAAGCUCAGGUUGGUGUAAUAGGCGAUCAUGAAGAGUGGCUUCUUGUUCAUCAGCUGGCCAAUGAGCCUGAUGCUCGAUCACUGGUGGUUCCCAACCUCAAUCCAUUCACACAUUACAGAUUUCGUAUGCGACAAGUCAACAUUGUUGGAACAAGUCUGCCAAGUCAGUUAUCGCGCAAAAUUCAAACUCUCCAGGCCCCACCUGACAUGGCUCCUGCCAAUGUGACCCUGCGAACAGCAAGUGAGACAAGCCUCUGGCUCCGCUGGGUGCCAUUGCCCGAGUCAGAGUAUAACGGGAAUCAGGAAUCUGUUGGAUAUAAAAUAAAAUACGGGAAGUCAGAUGGAAAUGGAUCCACUCUCUCACACAUUAUCCAGGACCGGAUUGAGCGGGAAUUCACUAUCGAGGAUCUAGAGGAGUGGACUGAAUACAGAGUACAAGUUCAAGCAUUUAAUGCUAUUGGUUCUGGACCAUGGAGUCCGGAAGUCAGGGGUCGCACAAGAGAGUCAGUUCCUUCAUCUGGACCAACAAAUGUUUCGUCUCUUGCUCUUAAUUCAAAUAGUAUCCUCGUCAGAUGGAAUGAGGUUCCACAACAAGAUCGCAAUGGGCUCAUCCUUGGUUAUAAGGUCUUGUACAAGGAAAAAGACUUGGAUACUCCUAUGCAGAUCCAGACCAUUGAAAGCAACACCACGCACACUGUACAACUUACUAAGUUAGGGAAGUAUGUGUUGUAUGAGAUCCAAGUCCUUGCUUUUACCAGAAUUGGAGAUGGAAUAUCAAGCUUCCCACCCAUUCUUGAGAGAACUCUGGAUGAUGUGCCUGGACCUCCUGUAGGAAUCCUGUUUCCAGAAGUUCGAACAACAUCUGUGCGUCUAGUCUGGCAGCCUCCUGUAGAACCCAAUGGGAUCAUUCUCGCUUACCAGAUAACAUAUCGGCUAAACACCAGCAACACAAACACUGCCACAGUGGAUGUGUUGAACCCAAGUACCCGACAAUAUACAGCAACUGGGCUAAAACCAGAAUGCAGUUAUGUCUUCCGCAUUACAGCUCAGACGCGCAAGGGGUGGGGUGAAGCAGCAGAAGCAUUGGUGGUAACAACAGAAAAGAGAGUUCGUCCACAGCCUCCCAGCAAACCUGUCAUACAACAGCAAGAUGUGCAGUCACGCAAUGUGCUGUUGUCCUGGGAACCGGGUAGUGACGGACUGUCUCCAGUUAGGUACUACACAAUCCAAACUCUAGAGCUACCGAAUGGAAACUGGUCACUCCACUCAGCUUCUGUGAGCCACGAAUCUACGACUUAUCUUGUAGACAAGAGAAAAGGAGGGAAGAACCUUGAAACAUUUUCAAAAAUGAAUGGGAAUAUAGAUGCACCAGAUGAGGCACCAGAAAUUCUUUCUGUCACACCACAUACCACAACCUCAGUAAUGAUUCGUUGGCAGCCUCCUGCUGAAGAGAAAAUUAAUGGAAUCCUUUUAGGGUAUCGGAUUCGCUACCGAGAAUUAGUUUAUGAUAGUUACAAAAGCUUUACGCUUCGCAGUGUGAACAAUCCCAAUGCUAAGUGGUCUGAACUCACACCUGUGUAUAAUGUUCGGAACCUUAGUGACUCAACCCUAGCGCAAUAUGAACUGGACAAUCUGAGCAAGCACAGGCGAUAUGAAAUCAGAAUGAGUGUCUACAAUGCAGUGGGCGAGGGUCCUACCAGCUCACCUCAAGAAGUAUUCGUAGGUGAAGCAGUCCCCACUGCGCCACCUCAAAAUGUUCAGGUGCAAAGCUCAACAGCAACACAGUUAGACCUGACUUGGGAGCCUCCUCCACCUGAAGCACAGAAUGGAGACAUACAAGGAUAUAAGAUUUACUACUGGGAAUUUCAGCGACAAAAUGAGACAGAAAAACUGAAGACCCUUUUCCUCCCUGAAACCAAUGUGAAGCUCAAGAAUCUAACAGGAUACACUACCUACCUGAUCAGUGUGAGUGCAUUUAAUGCCGCUGGUGAUGGUCCUAGAAGUAUACCUAUCAGGAGCCGAACACAACAGGCAGCUCCAAGUGCUCCAAGUUAUAUUCGAUUCAGUGAACUGACAACAACCUCUGUGAAUGUGUCUUGGGGAGCCCCAAAGUAUCCAAAUGGAAUAAUUGAAGGAUAUCGACUAGUUUAUGAGCCUUGCACCCCUGUUGAUGGUGUCAGUAAGAUUGUAACUGUGGAUGUGAAGGGAAAUAGUCCUCGAUGGAUGAAAAUUAAAGACCUGUCAGAUGGUGUGACUUACACUUACCGAAUUAAAGCAAAAACAUACACCUACGGACCAGAAAUUGAGGCAAAUAUCACCACUGGACCAGGAGAAGGUGCUCCUGGUCCCCCAGGUGAGCCGUUGAUCUACAGGUAUGGAUCAGCCAUAACUAUUCAUUGGUCCAGUGGAGAUGCCGGCAAGGCACCAAUUAGCCGAUAUGUUAUUGAGGCGAGGCCAUCAGAUGAAGGAUUGUGGGACAUUCUAAUCAAGGAUGUUCCAAAGGAAGUAACCUCAUAUACAUUUGGCAUGGAUAUCUUGAAACAGGGUGUGAGCUAUGAUUUCCGAGUGAUUGCGGUGAAUGAUUAUGGAUAUGGAACACCCAGCUCGCCUUCUCCAUCUGUAUCGGCCCAGAAUUCAGCCCCAUUUUACGAGGAAUGGUGGUUCUUGGUGGUUAUUGCCUUAGUUGGACUCAUCUUCAUCCUUCUCUUGGUGUUUGUGCUAAUAAUCCGUGGACAAAGCAAAAAAUACACAAAAAAAACAGAUUCUGGAAACAACACAAAGACGAGUGCCUUGGCUCAUGAAGAGAUCAUGAGCCUAGACAAUGGACGGUUUCCAGCACUGGAACUCAACAACAGACGACUUUCAGUGAAGAAUUCCUUCUGUAGAAAGAAUGGCAUCUACAACAGGUCUCCACCACGGCCAAGUCCCGGUAGCCUCCAUUAUUCAGACGAGGAUGUCAGCACAAAAUAUAAUGACCUAAUCCCAGCAGAGAGCAGCAGUUUGACCGAGAAACCCUCCCUAUCAGACUCUCAGGGAAGUGACAGCGAAUGUGAAGUUGAUCAAAACAGACCGAAGACGCAUUCUUUUGUUAAUCACUACAUAAGUGAUCCUACAUAUUACAACUCAUGGCGAAGGCAGCAGAAAGGCAUCUCAAGAAUUCAGGCCUACAAUUACACAGAAAGUAAAUCAGGUGAUCCAGUUCAUAAUCACCAACCUUCCACUAAUUCAACCAGCAGCAUCCAUGUGCCUCAGGCCACACAGCAAGGCAGCCUCUACCGAGCUAAACGGAGUCUAACACCCACACCCCAACUUCCCUCCAAUAACACCAGCCAGUCAAGCACCCUGUAUCGGCCUGCUAGCAGCCUCGCUCCAGGAUCCAGAACCCCACUAGCAGGAUUUUCUUCUUUUGUUUAAACUAUGCUGAAAGGUAUUUUCUUCUUAGUUCUGAAGUAUUAUUGUGUGGAAGACAAUCACAAAUCUGCUAUUUACAAACGUGCAGAUUUUAUUUACUGGAAAAACACAACUGAAAGGGGAAAAAACCAUCAGACCAUCCUGUACAACAUCCUGUCAUGGUCUGAAGAGAAAGAGGUCUCCAGCAACUAUAAAAGAAUGAAGGGGCAGACAGUUUGCCACAAAGAAUUAGUUUUGCUAUCCAAUGGGCUUCAUUCUGAUCAGCUGAGCAGUGUAUGAAUCUCACGUAUGUCUAUAGACAUUGGAGAAAAACAUAACUUGAUGCCAUUGUAGCCAAUUGGCCAAGUCAAAAAAUCUGCGGGCUGUUGUUGUGCCCAUUAUAUAUAAAACAAACAGUUCUAAUUUAGUUGCUAUCCUUGCUAUUUGCAACUAUUUUUAUUGACUAGUUUUCACUUUAUUACUGCUGCAUGACUGUUACAGUGUGACUCCUCAAUAAGCUUGAAUCAUUUAUCUGUUAUCAAAUGCUGUAAUGCCGAUAAUUUUAACAUUUUUAAAAAAACUUUUCAUUGGACAAAUCUUCAGAUUCAUAUCUGAUGUUUUAAAAAGUCUGCCUUUUCUUUGUCUGUUAACUUGUGAGUCGUCAUUCACAAAAUCAAAAACUGCAUGAAUCACAAGACAUUAUUGGCCAUGUCUUUGUAAAGUCAUAAUCAUUGUGCUAUAAGACCUUUUCUUAAUAGUUUCUUACAAAAUGCAAGCUUUUUCUCAAAUGUAAGGCAAGUGAUUCAGUUUGUUUCUAGCAGGAGAAAUGUCAAUGAGAUAUCUCAUCUGGAGAACUUAAUGGGUCAGGUUUGUCAGUAGAUUUUCUUUCACAGUGUAACUGUUUGCAAUGCAAAGAUUCCCCUUUUCUAAUGGCUUAAAUCUGGAACAUUUGGCUUUAGCUAGUAAAUUUCUUUUCCCACUUAUUCUAUCCCUAAAUUUAGUUAUACUGAGAACUGGUUACAAAAAUAGUAUCAAAUACAAAUUAGGUAAUUCUGACAAA
Rhincodon typus (whale shark) is the source of this 7495-nucleotide messenger RNA. It is a transcript of the gene sdk2b, whose product is annotated as sidekick cell adhesion molecule 2b. Lineage: Eukaryota; Metazoa; Chordata; Chondrichthyes; Orectolobiformes; Rhincodontidae. Gene Ontology annotation, molecular function: protein binding. The record is from RefSeq and is a predicted model, not a curated record. The coding region runs from base 1 to 6459 and encodes 2152 amino acids. The transcript is spliced from 45 exons.